AUGUCAUAUUAUUUUAUUACAUAUUUAAUGGGCGUCUGCUCAAGCAGAAGAAAAGAAAAAUCAAUUAUCAGCACAACUGAUAAUACAAUGCGAGUGACUUCACGUCUACUUUGUGCUUCUGAACUAUGUAAGUUUUAUUUAGUCGCCAAAGAAGAAUUAAGUAUUCUAAAAGAGAUUUAUUUGGAUCUGUCUCGAAAAAGUGACUCAGGAAAGACAAUUGACAAAGACGCGUUCUUGCAGUUUUUCCCUUUGCCUGUAUUUUUUAUUUAGGGCUUGCUAGGUGAGAGAUUAUUUAAACUUUUUGACACUUUAAAGCGAGGAUCAAUUGACUUUGAAGAUUUUAUCGUUGGAAUUGGGAGGUAUAGUAAAGGCACAAUCCAAGACAAGUUGAAAUUGAUAUUUGAAUUGUAUGAUUUAAGAGGAGAUGGGUUCAUUGACAAAGCUGAACUCGUGUCUAUGGUCCAUGGCUCAUUGAAAGAAACUGUUAGCAUCGCUGACAUUUCGACAACUGAGGACGGGGUUUUCGAGAGCCCUACCUCAGGAGACCUGGUUAUCAAAAUCCGAACCCCUUUUAUGAGAGCUAAGAGCAACUCAGUUACUAAAAAGAAGAAAGAGUUCACGUACAACCGAGACGGUCCAACUUAUAUUUCUCGGGUGCAUUCAAUGGUCAGGCAUAUUUUGAACCAAUUUGGGGGAAAGGAAACGCUUGAUUUUGACGAGUUUACUCAAUUCAUUUAUCAACAUCCCAAACUUUUCGACUUAUUUUCAGUGAUUUUCAAAGAAGAAAUCUGAUCAGUAAAGGUUAGGGGAGAGGAUGAUUUCAUACCAGAAAUUUGCAUCCAAAAAAGCAAGUCUUUGGACGAGAGAAGCAGCUAUGUCGGCUUUCAGCUAUCUAAAAGUCACCCAUUGCAGCCUGUUGACAUGUCAGGAAUUGUAUAUUCUUUCUUAUACUAAAUCGUUAUAUUGAUUAAUUCUUAUCCAUAUUUAGCAUAAGCCGAAAUAUAAGAAGCCAGAAGAUAAAGAUGUUUUCGAGAAAAAAUAUGCUGUGCUGAAAAAGAGCUUACUUAUGUUUAUAGAUAACGAAGAAGAUAUCAUGCCUUCUGGCGUUGUAUUUAUGGAAGGAUGUUAUGUAAAUAGUGUAAAUGAUUAUAUUUUGACGAAUAAGUUCGCAGUCUCUUUGAGUCACCAAAACCUUGGCUACAAAGAAGUCAAACUCUGAUGCGACACAAAAGCGGAGAGAGACGACUGGAUUAAGAAACUUGAAAAAGCGUCGAACUGCAGGAAAUUCAAAGAGUACUACGAACUUAAAAACAGAAUUGGUAAGGGGAAGUUCUCAGAUGUCUAUUUAGCUACGGAAUAUAAAACGAACCAAACUUUUGCUGUGAAGGUCAUCAUGAAGAAGAAGCUGAAUAAGCAGGAAAGAGAUUUUAUGAGAAGCGAGCUUGCUAUUAUGAGGCUUAUUGAUCAUCCAAAUGUAUUUUUCUUAAGAAAAAAUAGAACCAUUUUAUUAAACAGAUAUGCCCUAUUUUUGCAUAAAAUCAAAAUUAUUACCAAGCUCUGCAGUUUUCACCUGCUUAUUAACAGAUAAUAAAAUUCAAAGAAGUUUUCGAUACUAAAAAGCACCUUCUCAUUGUAAUGGAAAACGCUAAAGGUGGCGAGCUCUACGAACGAAUUUCAAUGAAAAAUAAGUUUUCGGAAUACGCUGCAAGCAGGAUAAUCAAGCAGCUCUUGGAAGUUGUUGCUUAUCUGCAUGACAUUGGAAUUAUUCACAGAGAUCUGAAGCCAGAAAACAUCUUGCUAGUUGACAAGUCUGACAUCCCACAAAUAAAAGUCGCUGAUUUUGGGCUUUCCAAGCUGACGUCUCCAGGUGAAAGCCAAUAUUUAGCAUGUGGGACACUAGGAUAUUCCGCCCCAGAAGUGCUUAAAAAAGAAGGCUACAAUCAUAAAGCUGACAUAUGAAGUAUUGGUGUGAUUACUUAUCUUUUGCUUCGUGGGAAACUCCCAUUUGAACAUAAAGAUAAAGAAAUUCAAAUUAAUUUGACUAUAACCAAACCAAUUACUUUUGAGGACACUUUUUGGGAGCGAAUCACACAUUCUGGUAAAGAUUUUAUAUCUCGAUUGCUAAAUCGCGAUAUUUCACAGCGCUAUUCAGCUCAAGAAGCUUUACAACACCCAUGAAUUAGAAAUGCAGAAUUUUUUAUACCCAGGGCGAUUGAUAUGAAAAAGCUGAAAUCUUCGUAUUUGCAUAGAGGGAUCACGUCACUUAAGCUAGGAGACACGAUGUAUAGGGAAUGCGAGCAGGAAUUUGCUGCUGACUCAUUUACUCAAAGUCUUCCUGAUGUGUUAGAAGGUUUCGAGCCACUUGUGAGGCAUCCUGCAGAAACGAACCUUGUAAAUAUAUAA
This is a messenger RNA of Blepharisma stoltei, 2403 nucleotides long. The record is from the annotation of a GenBank genome assembly. NCBI's taxonomy places the organism in Eukaryota, Ciliophora, Heterotrichea, Heterotrichida, Blepharismidae.